GCCUCCCCACCAUAUUGAAAACAACCGAAGGUCGACGCUGAUCUCGAUCGCAACAGAGUAUUCUUUGGUUAGGUUAUUGGCUACGUUUGACGUCUUCUGUUAUAAUAUGAUUUCAGUAAUUAAAUAGUUUAAAAACUGAACAAAAUGGAAGUUGGUGGUGAUUUAACACUACAGUGGGUAGAAGAAGUGGGAAAUGUAGAACUCCAUGAGGAAGUGAUAUGUGAUUUGGAAGCACAAUUGGUUGCUACAGAAGAAGAGGUUAUUGGUGCUUGUGAGGAAGUAGCAGUAGAAGAAACUGUUGAAUCUGUCCCUGAUGUAGCACCUACAACAGAAUCUGAAAUACUAAUGGUAUCCCAACCUAAUGACAUGGAAUCUAUUUAUAUUGUACCACAGGAUCAAGGUCAUGACUAUUUAAAUAUACAAGUGACAGAAGAAGUAAUAGCUGACAAUUGGGAUAGACAAGGUCCAGAUGACGGAGUCGAGAUUCCAGAGGCAAAAGUAGCACAUGAUAACUUGCUGGAAUAUGAUGACAUGGAGAUUCCGCUGCCAAUAAAUCAGGAUUCAAAUACUAACAUCCGACCAUAUCCAUGUGACUUCUGUAGUCGUAGAUUCCGGAAGAAAGCAAAUUUAAUGAAUCACAUGGUAGCACAUCAAACAGAUCGUCCACAUAGCUGCAAUCUAUGUGGAGCACGGUAUGUACGCAAAUGUGAUUUAAACAAUCAUCUGAAGAUUCAUGCAUAUGCGCCAUCAUCACGGGAUGGUCUGGAGGAUGAGAUAAACGAUGAGGAUAUCUUGGCACCAGAGGAAGAGGAUAUGACAACUACUGUCAAAGGAAGACGUAAAAAAGUGCAAUCAAAUAUGCCACGUAAACGAAGAGGUAAUAAUGCUACUGGUUUGCCAAAACGACAAAGCACUCAAGAUGCCAGUGGAGUCAAGAUGGAGAUGGGCAAUGGCAAUUAUGCAUCUAGUUCAAAAUGGCACGAAGAGAUGGCUGUUACCAAUGAGCAGCAAUCAUCAAGGUGGCCAAUAACUGAUACCACUAAGCCCUAUAUCUGUCAGUUCUGCGGUGUUGGUUUUGCAAGGGAGAAAGCGUUAGCUUCACAUGCACGUAUUCACGGUGGUGACAGUCCAUUUGAAUGUACUUCCUGUAGUGAAAUGUUUUGGGAUGUUAACAGUCUGCGAGAACACGUACGCGUUAAGCAUGGUGAUACUAUGCUUCAAUCUGACACAGAGGAAUAUGACAAUGACACUGCUUACGCAAGCGAAGAAAGAUUUGGCGAGUUUUACUGUAAUAUCUGUGCUGUACCAUUCCAUCGUCUGGAUCUACUUAAGCGUCAUCAAAAAAUUCAUAUCAAGCAAGAAACGGACACAAUGGAAGGUUCCAGUCAGCAUCACGUGUGCAAUGUUUGUGGUGAAUGGUUCGAAGAAGCAUUGGCACUAUUAGCACAUGCAGAACUUCAUGCUAGAUCUCCUAGUCGCCGUUGCUUGUUAUGUGGAGCAAGAUGUCGUGACGACGCCGACGUAGCGGAACAUGUACGGCAAAAUCACGCUGAGGAUGCGCCGCCGAAUACAUGUACACUAUGUGGGAAGACAUGCAAAGAUAAACGUAGUUUACUGAAGCAUUCAUGGGUCCACAAUGUCGAUAAAACUUUUGGUUGUACAAAAUGCGGAAAACGCUUUCAUAGUAAAGCCAGAUUGCGAAGGCAUAUGGUAUCACACCGUAAUAAGAUGGUAGCUUGUGAUGAAUGUGGUGAGGAAUUUCCUGACGGACGAGCUCUCGUAAGCCAUCGUCAUUCACAUAAUAAGGAUCUGGGCGGGCGUUCUUUUCCCUGCCGCGAAUGUGGAAAGACCUUUGGCAGUCGUAGCUCGCAACAAAUUCAUAUACGUAUCCAUACUGGCGAGAGACCAUAUGGUUGUCGGUUUUGUUGGAAGGCAUUUGCCGAUGGUGGUACUUUGAGGAAACAUGAACGUAUUCAUACUGGCGAGAAGCCUUAUGGUUGCGCCAUUUGUCCUCGAGCUUUUAAUCAGAGAGUGGUUCUCAGGGAACAUGUACGCGCCCAUCAUUCCGGACCAGACCCUAAAUACGUAGGCAGUGCAACACCAUUUUUAUGUAAGGUAUGCGGUGAAGCAUAUGGCACAUCUGAGGAAAUAGUGGCUCAUAUUGUGCAGCAUUGUGAUGACAAUACUGCAUUAAGACGUCAACCACAAACUGGUCCACGCAAGUACAAAAGAAGACGCAAAUUAAAACCUCAUGAGACCAACACAAUAUUGCGCAGGAACGAAUUUUAUGACAUGAUAGAAGGUGGUGAUGGUAGUGGCGGUGGUGGCGGCGGCGAUGGUAUAAGUGGCGGUAGUGGUGACGUUGGAGUUGGCGUUGGCGUCAGCAUUGGCAUUGGCGAUAGCAUUGGCGAUCAUGGUGGCGAUAAUGGUGGCAGUGGUAGUGGCGGCAACGGAGGUAUUGGUGAUUCCGAUUCUGAGGAAAAUAUAAAACGGAAACUCAGUCGCAAAAACAAACAACAUAAAUCCAAUGUUGAGGAAGGUUAUCAAAAUGUGUUAAAAAGUUUUGAAAGUUCACUACAAAAUAUAAACUCAAUCGUGAACAACUCUAAAUUGAAUACGUCAAAGUCGAAGCUUUCGAAAAAAAAGCUACGCAAAGAAGAGAAAAGAAGCGAGACACAAGCGUCGAAUCAAUCAGGUCGACCAAAAAUGAUCCACACACAAAAAACGCGAGUGCCAGUGGAGGUGGGUAGCGACGGUGUGAAGAAAGGACAGAAAACGAAAACAAUGGUAACCCGAACGCCAAAGGUCAUGCCAAAUGAACAUAAGCCAGGCAUCUUUUCGGGCGGUGAGAGGAAUCGGCCGCGCACUAAAAACGUUAGUUAUCAUAUUGAGGGCAAACAACAACUCUCACCGGCAACGUUCUUAAAGAUGAAAGAAGAUACAGAUCCGAUGUCGAUGCAACAGCAAUCGCAACAGCAAUUGCUGUUGACAAACAUCAAAGUCGAAUCAGAUGCACAAAAGGCAGCGUCCACAGGCGGCAGUCAUAGGAAUAACAAUGGUAAUAUGCUUGGUCUUCUUAAGAGUGAAUCAUUAGCCAAGAAAAAGUCAUCUACCCUAAAGAAAACUAAAAGACAGAAACACAUAGUAAAACAAGAACGUUCGGAUACGUCUGAGUCAGGUACCGAAGAACAACAAGAACAGCAACAUCAAGAAUAUCAGUUACAAUUACGAAAUAACAACAAUGUAACGGAAAAUAAUGGCGAUUCUGUACGGUUGAUGGACCAUACAAUGGAUGGUAGUAAUUUGGAAGUAGCUUUCGAGGCGAGUGUCGUGACUGCAGAAGACCAGGAGGACGAGGACGACGAUGAGGAAGAAAGUAUUUUGCCUGAUACCGGAGAAGAGAUUGGCAAUGGGGAUGUUAAACUAAGUGUGAAAGUGGAAUCGGCGCCGCAACGGAUGCUGGCCGUUCAUAGUGUUAUCACGCCGGUAGAUGAUGUCCCGGAAACGAUAAUACCGGACGCUGUGGAAUAUACGUGCGAGAUGUGUGCGGCAGUGUUUUCGAGCCGCGCCGAAUUAUUGGUCCACGUACCGAUACAUAUUUGAUUUGAUUUAAUUUGUCCAAGUUGGUCAGCAUGGAGAUAUGUUUUCUCGGAUUUUUGUGUUCCGCGUGGUAAUGAAAGGAUUAUACAGGGUAAGUCACAAGAAACAGGAGACCUAAAUAUCUGUCAAGUUUAAAAAUAGAUGAAAAUAUCUAAUAAAACUUAUACUGAUAUGAAUGGACAAAUUACAAGGUAAAAACGCAUUAUCCUUUAAAAUUACCUUCAAGACUGUAUUAAAAUGACUCUUUUUUUCUUAAUGAGAUCAUAUUAGUUUUCUUAUUGAGAUCAUAGUUUUCUCUUUUUCGAAAAAGUCGAUUCCAUUUGCCACUCUAUUAAGACUCCUGGUUCUUCGCCACACAGCUUAUGAUUGAUGAUGUUAGAAGCGAGAAAAUAUACAUAGUAGAUCCUUGCAAAAUAUGUUGAGAUAAAAAAAUAUAUUUAUAAAAUGAUAUUAGUAAUAGAUCAAGCAAAUAUGUAAAAUAGCUAUAAAUAGCAAAUAUGUACAAUAGAACAUUUUCCUUUACUCUAACAAUAAAUAAAUUACCAUACAAUUAACGUGACAUAUUCAAUCUACUUUUUUAAGGCCCUUGGUCCUUUGCCGUGAAAUUCUUGUUUGAUGAUGUCAGAAGCGAGAAAAUGCAUCAAUCAAAUUUCUUGCGUGCCAUUUUCAAAUAAAAAGAUAUUUUUAUGAAAAAAUAUUUUAGGUUGCUAGAGUAUAUUUGUAAAAUGCUCUAAACAUUAUGCUUUUUCUUUGAAAGUUAAUCAACAGCUGUAAAAUAACUAAAAUAUGGGAUUACAUAUACAUAAUGAUUGCGCAUGCGCCUGAUUAAAUUUCGUAUUAAAGCCAUUUUAUAGUUGUUGAUUAGCAAGGAAGAAAUAUAUAUGUUCAGAGCAUUUUACAAAUAUGCUUUAGCUAUCUUAAGUAUGCUUUCAUACAAAUAUCUUUUUAUUUGAAAAUAAUAUGCAAGAAUUUUCAGCAUGUUAUUUCUUGCUUCUGACGUCACUGCCGAAUAUAGCUGCGGCAAGUUUACCUAGGAGUCUUAACUUAUCUUUUCUCAUGAUUCUGUCAUGUUAAUUUGUUAUUUAUCGAUUAUUAGGGCAAAGGAAAGGUAUUCAAAUUAUUUUACAGAUUUAUUCUGUCGAUUAUAAAUGUCAUUUUGUGAAUAUAUAUAUAUUUCA
Harpegnathos saltator (Jerdon's jumping ant) is the source of this 4778-nucleotide messenger RNA. Its product is annotated as zinc finger protein 594. The coding region runs from base 145 to 3603 and encodes 1152 amino acids. The record is from RefSeq and is a predicted model, not a curated record. NCBI's taxonomy places the organism in Eukaryota, Metazoa, Arthropoda, Insecta, Hymenoptera, Formicidae. The transcript has 9 exons.